This is a messenger RNA of Lacerta agilis (Sand lizard), 3005 nucleotides long. Its product is annotated as toll-like receptor 13. Gene Ontology annotation, molecular function: protein binding; transmembrane signaling receptor activity. The record is from RefSeq and is a predicted model, not a curated record. Bases 99 to 3005 code for a protein of 968 amino acids. Gene Ontology annotation, cellular component: membrane. Gene Ontology annotation, biological process: toll-like receptor signaling pathway; immune response; inflammatory response. The transcript is spliced from 2 exons. NCBI's taxonomy places the organism in Eukaryota, Metazoa, Chordata, Lepidosauria, Squamata, Lacertidae.
AAAUAGCUGCACUGGUGCCAAGGAGAACAUGAAGAUCUAAAUCGCUGGCGGAAUCAGGUUUUUCUGGUGACCCAGAAGCUGAGCAUCCCAACUCAGAGAUGGGCCAAAUGGGUUUCCUGCUUCAUUUCCUGGCUUUCGUUCUACUUCACAACCAAUGGGCAGCUGCUUACGGUUUCAGGAACUGCAUCCAGUCCAUGUAUGACCCAGGUUCUUUCACGUGCAUGCAACGCUUCCUGAAUGAUGUCUCCAGUGCCGUGAAGGACCUUCCCAACAAUGCCACAGUGGUCAAUGCAUCCCAUAAUUUCAUUCGGUUCUUGCCUUAUGGGAGCUUCCAACACCUCCCAAAGCUGAAGGUCCUGCACCUGAGCUUCAACAAAAUGGAAGUGAUAGAAGGCGGGGCCUUCGAGAACCUCACAGACUUGAGGACGCUCAAUCUUUCCUGCAACAGCCUCGUGAAUCUAUCCAAAUAUGCCUUCCUGGGUUUGCCAAACCUCACCUUCCUCAUCUUGCACCAUAACCGAUUGAGCAAAAUCCAGGAGGAUACAUUUAGUCCAUUUCAGAACCUCCUGGCACUGCAGCUCCAUUUCAACAAGUUGGAGAACUUUGAAGAAGUAGUUCUGAGCUUAGUGAGACUGACAAGCCUGAAGGUGCUGAAUCUGUGUAACAAUAACCUGACCUCCCUGGAGUCUGAACCAAGGCUGCCCACUUCCUUGUCUACUCUCCUGCUAUGUAACAAUUCCCUGCAUAAGGUGGACGUUAAGGAACCAGAGUUCCUGAGGAACGUAAAACGACUGGACAUUUCUUACAACAGGAUCUCAAAUGCAUCUUCUUUUGCCACAGUCCACCUCCAAAACCUCAGCAGACUGGAGCUGAUGGGGAACGGGCUAGACAUUUUCCAGGUCUUCAAAGUUUCUGACUUGCGGCCUUGGACCCUAGAUUACUCUGGGUUGUAUUUAAGUAAAUCCUAUCAGCUGUCCAAGUUGUGUGAGCAUCUCAAUGCAUCCAACCAUUCCUUGCCUCUCCGUCUUCAGAGCAACAACAUCAGGAAAGUGAAUAGCAGCACCUUUGGGGCAUGCCCCCCCAUCCUGCUACUGGACCUUUCAAGGAACCGUCUCAGGUCAGUGGGAUGUGUAAGGGAGAAGAUGGGGCGGGUACAAAACCAGCUGAAGACUUUGAUUGUGGAACACAACUUGCUGGGCAAAUUAAAGUCCUGCUCUAAGAUUGAUCCCUUAAAUGAGCUGAGAACCAUCUCUUUCCGCUUCAAUCGUAUCCUUUUGGUAUCUGCUCAGGCAUUCUGCUAUGCCCCUAAUCUGGAGACACUCCACCUCAAUAUCAACAGCAUUGCCGUCCUGGACAAAAAUGCCUUGAAAGGGUUGCAGUAUCUCAGGGAGCUGCGCUUGGAUAACAACCUUCUAACCGAUCUCUACGAAACUAGUUUUGACGACUUGAAGAGCCUCAAGAUCCUCAAUCUCCGAAACAACCAUGUUUCUGUCCUCUUCCCCGGUGUCUUCAAGAACCUUGGGAGCCUUUAUAUUUUAGACCUAGGGGGGAACAACAUCCGUAGAUUGACCAACACAUCGUUUGAGGGACUGAGGAAUCUCUCCAAUCUCUAUCUGGAUGGCAAUCAUAUUGAAUACAUUAGUCACUGGUUUUUUAAACCUGUGCAGAGCACUCUCCAGGUUCUGGACCUGAGAGCCAACAAGAUAAACUACAUCAGCAUGAAGCAACACAGCCAGCCUCCCUUCUUGAACCUGCACAAGCUCUACGACCUCAAGCUCCAAGGACAGCAACCUUAUGGCUUGAAAAUCAUCCCACCCAAGUUCUUCAAGGGCCUGAGGUCCUUGCGCAAUCUCCACCUGUCAGAAAACAAAAUUCUCUCCAUUGCACCUGAUGUCUUUGACGACCUGGGGCAGCUGAGGUAUCUAAGCCUGGCUGAUAGCAGUAACGGUAUGGGGAACUUUCCACCGGGCAUAUUCAAGAAUCUUAGAAACUUGACUUUGCUGAACCUGGAGAACGCUGGCCUCCGCACAUUGACCCUGGAGGUCUUCGGCAACCUCAGCAGGCUGCGCACCCUGCAAAUGGGGAAGAACGAGGUUCAGACGAUCAAUAGCAGCGUGAUGGAAAAGCUGGCUUCCCUGAGAUACCUUGACCUACGCAAGUGCCCCUUGUCUUGCACCUGCGAUAACAUUUGGUUCCAGUUGUGGCUGAACAACAGCCAGGUGCAGGUGGUUUACCUGUACAACUACUCCUGCAAUUCUGGGCAGCCUUCUAGCUAUAUCUAUAGCUUUGACACCCAUGUCUGCUUCCAAGAUGUGGGCGUGUACCUGUUCUUUUUCACCUUCCCAACUCUCUUGCUGCACAUGGUUCUGCCUUUCCUCUACCACCGCACCUACUGGCGCCUGAAAUACCACUUCUACGUCCUUCGGGCGUGGGUCAACGACCACUGGAGACACGGCAAGGACGACCAAUACAAAUUUGAUGCCUUCGUCUCCUACAACUCCACUGACGAGAGCUGGGUGCUGGAGCACUUGGUACCCAGUCUAGAAAAAGGAGGGGGUCCCGUCUUCCGUCUCUGUCUCCACCACCGGGACUUCCAGCCUGGGAAGUACAUUAUAGACAAUAUAGUCGACAGCAUCCACAACAGUCGGCAUACCAUCUGCGUGAUUAGCCGGAGGUACCUGCGAAGCGAGUGGUGCUCCAUGGAGAUACAGCUGGCCAGCUACCGGCUCUUUGAUGAACUCAAGGAUGUCCUUAUACCUGUUUUCCUGGAGGACAUCCCAGAGCGGGAGCUCUCUGCCUAUCACCGGAUGCGGAAAGUGAUGCUAAAGAAGACCUAUAUUUCUUGGCCCGCAGAACCCGAGGCUCAGAAGCUGUUCUGGGCUAAAAUGCGAGUCGCUUUAAAGGGAGGGCACUCAGAGGAAAAGGAGGAAAGCAUUUAUUGGUUUGAUAAUGGAGGCAAACCCGUGGUGGAAUCAGUCUUCAAGGUGGCGGAGGAAGGUGACUAG